Linum trigynum is the source of this 3081-nucleotide messenger RNA. NCBI's taxonomy places the organism in Eukaryota, Viridiplantae, Streptophyta, Magnoliopsida, Malpighiales, Linaceae. The record is from the annotation of a GenBank genome assembly.
AUGAAUCCCGCUAUGUUAUCCGUCACUCCGUCUUCUUCCUCUUCUGCCUCCACGCCGGCGCUGUUCUCACCUUUCAUCAACCCUUCGCCACUCCGUCUCACUCCCUCGUCUCUCUCUCUCCCCUCCCGCCGGCGUGUUAGGGUAUCCGUCCCUCGUAACUCGGCCGAUGUGUCGCCGCCAGAUGACUCGGCUGCUUCCGCUGCACCGCCCGCCACCACCACCAGUGUUUUCGGAGAGAGGAAGGAGUUGACCGGGAUUCAGCCCUUGGUGGAUAGCCUUUCUCCGCCGCUCAGGUUGGCUAGCUCCGCCGUAAUCCUGGCUGGAGCUGUUGCGGCCGGGUAUGGUUUGGGGCUGCGAUUCGGCGGGAACCGCAAUUUAGCUCUGGGUGGGGCGGCUGCUAUGGGCGCUGCCGGUGGAGCCAUGGUGUACGCGUUGAAUGCUGCCGUUCCGGAGGUUGCAGCCGCGAGUUUGCAUAAUUAUGUUGCCGGUUUCGAUGAUGCCGGAGCUGUUAAGAAGGAGGAAAUUGAACAGAUUGCCAAAAAAUAUGGUGUGAGCAAAACAGACCAAGUAUUCAGUGCAGAACUUGCAGAAUUAUACUGCCGAUUUGUUUCCUCUGUUCUACCUCCUGGGAGUGAAGACCUUAAAGGCAAUGAGGUUGAAACGAUAAUCAACUUCAAGAAUGCUUUGGGGAUUGAUGAUCCUGAUGCAGCUGCUAUGCACAUGGAGAUUGGUAGGCGCAUUUUCAGGCAAAGGCUUGAAACUGGCGACCGUGAUGGAGACGUUGAGCAACGCCGGGCAUUUCAGAAGUUGGUCUAUGUUUCAUCUCUUGUUUUCGGGCAAGCAUCGUCCUUCCUUUUACCUUGGAAGAGGGUGUUCAAGGUCACUGAUUCACAGGUUGAAAUUUCUAUCCGUGAUAAUGCCCAGAGAUUGUAUGCUUCGAAGCUAAAAUCAGUUGGUAGAGAUAUUGAUGCAGGGCAGCUUGUGAGCCUCAGAGAAUCACAACUUUCAUACAAACUCUCUGACGAGCUGGCUGAGGACUUAUUCCGGAACCAUACAAGGAAGCUGAUCGAAGGAAACAUAUCUGUUGCACUUGAUAUUCUGAAGACUAGAACAAAAGCAGCCACUGGAUUGAAGCAAGUAGUGGAAGAAAUUGAUGUCAUUCUGGCAUUCAAUGAUAAACUUAUUUCUCUGAAAAACCAUGCUGAUGCUGAUCGUUUUGCUCGUGGAGUCGGUCCAGUGUCUGUACUAGGUGGUGAGUAUGCUAGUGACAGAAAAAUGGAUGACUUGAAGCUUCUAUACAGAGUAUAUGUCACAGAUGCUUUAUCUGGUGGUCGGAUGGAAGACAGUAAGGUUGCCUCAUUGAACCAGUUAAAGAAUAUAUUUGGGCUGGGUAAAAGAGAAUCAGAGGCAAUCACACUUGAGGUUACCUCAAAGGUUUACCGAAAACGACUUUCACAGGCAGUUUCUGGUGGUGAUUUGGAGGUGGCAGAUAGCAAGGCAGCCUUCUUACAGAAUCUAUGUGAGGAAUUGCACUUUGAUCCACUCAAAGCAAAAGAGAUUCAUGAAGAAAUAUACCGCCAAAAGCUUCAGCAAUGCAUAGCUGAUGGAGAGCUUAGUGAAGCGGAUGUCAAAAGUCUGCUGCGGUUGAGAGUCAUGCUUUGUAUCCCAGAGCCGACCAUCGAAACGGCUCAUGCUGAUAUCUGUGGUGGCCUGUUUGAGAAGGUCGUCAAGGAUGCUAUUGCUUCAGGCAUUGAUGGUUAUGACAUGGAUGUUAGGAAGGCUGUUAGAAAGGCAGCCCAUGGGCUGAAGUUAUCUCGGGAGGCAGCAAUGUCUAUUGCCAGCAAGGCUGUCAGGAAGAUUUUUGUGACUUACAUAAAGCGAGCUCGCUCAUCGGAUAAUCGUACAGAAUCUGCCAAAGAACUGAAGAAAAUGAUUGCUUUCAAUUCUUUAGUCGUUACUGAACUGGUGGCUGAUAUUAAAGGAGAAUCUUCAGAUAUUAAACCUGAAGAGCCUGUGAAGGUGGAAGAAAAGAAACAAGUUGAUGAGGAUGAUGAGUGGGAUGAGGAGGAAUGGGAAUCCCUGGAAUCACUAAAGAAAGUGAAACCGGGCGAAGAACUGGAUGCAAAGAUAGGGAAGCCUGGGCAGUCAGAGAUAACCCUUAAAGAUGAUCUUCCUUUGAGAGAGAGGACCGACUUAUAUAAAACAUAUUUGCUCUAUUGCCUAACAGGGGAAGUCACAAGGAUUCCUUUCGGUGCUCAGAUUACCACAAAAAAGGAUGACUCUGAAUUCGUGUUCUUGAGUCAGCUGGGGAAUAUUUUGGGAUUGACAGUCAAGGAAAUCGUGGAUGUACACAGGGGACUUGCGGAACAGGCUUUCAGGCAACAAGCUGAAGUGAUUUUAGCUGAUGGGCAACUGACAAAAGCCAGGGUUGAGCAGCUCGAUGAAGUUCAGAAGCAAGUAGGAUUGCCAGCAGAGUAUGCUCAAAAGGUGAUAAAGAACAUUACCACCACGAAAAUGGCAGCUGCCCUUGAAACUGCUGUUGCUAGAGGGAGGUUGAACCUGAAGCAGAUACGAGAACUGAAGGAAGCCAAUGUAGAGAUCGACAGCAUGAUCUCCGAGAAGCUGAGAGAGAACCUGUUCAAAAAAACCAUCGAUGAGAUUUUCUCUUCUGGAACUGGUGAAUUUGAUGAGGUGGAGGUUUAUGAGAAGAUACCAGCUGACUUGAACAUUAAUGUUGAUAAGGCGAAAGGGGUGGUUCAUGAACUUGCAAGUAGCAGAUUAUCGAACUCCCUGAUUCAGGCUGUUGCACUAUUGAGGCAGAGAAAUCGAGCUGGAGUUGUCUCGGCGCUGAAUGAUAUGCUAGCAUCAGAUAAGGCUGUUCCUGCGGAGCCACAGAAGUGGGAGGUUCCGGAGGAGCUCUCUGAUCUAUUUACGAUUUAUAUGAGAAGUGACCCUGCUCCUGAAAAGCUGUCUCGGUUACAGUACUUGCUGGGAAUAAGCGACUCGACGGCUGCUGCACUGCGAGACGUGAAAGAUCAAGUCAUGUCAGUUGGAGCAGAGGAAGAAGAGUUUGCUUUCUGA